This is a messenger RNA of Brienomyrus brachyistius, 14053 nucleotides long. It is a transcript of the gene tet3, whose product is annotated as tet methylcytosine dioxygenase 3. The coding region runs from base 2744 to 8425 and encodes 1893 amino acids. Gene Ontology annotation, cellular component: nucleus. The record is from RefSeq and is a predicted model, not a curated record. Gene Ontology annotation, biological process: oxidative demethylation; positive regulation of transcription by RNA polymerase II. Lineage: Eukaryota; Metazoa; Chordata; Actinopteri; Osteoglossiformes; Mormyridae. Gene Ontology annotation, molecular function: DNA binding; zinc ion binding; DNA 5-methylcytosine dioxygenase activity. The transcript is spliced from 10 exons.
GUCGUGUGUCCAGCCGUGUGGAUUUGUGUUCAGCUGUCUACUUCCAGGCUUCCUGCAGCCCCCUCCAACUCUCACCCUUCCUCUUUUUUUUCUGCUAUUGCUUUGUCUUGUCAACCUUGAGAAGCGCUUGUCUGAGUCCCCCCGGCGGAGGUGGGGACACCGCUGGCCGCAGUGUGAGCCUGUUUUUACGCGCCGCAUUUAAAGGGACUGGGGCAGACAGGCAGGUUUGACAGACCAGUCCGGUUUGGCAUACUGGCGUACGUGCCGCUAGCUGCUGUCUGUUUGGCUGCCUGAAGCACGUGCUCCCCUCACUCAGGGCUGUUGUGGCAUGCGCGCGUGGGUCUCGGCGUGUCCCAGCUGCGUCGUCGUCCGGUUUUGACACAGUUGGGGGUGGGGGUCAGCUACGUCUGCUAUCUGUGGCUGUAUUUCGGUUCUGCUGCUCCUGCACGGCUGGGAUCGCGUGUGCGAACAAGCGACUGCAUUGCCGUGCCAGUUUUACGAACCGUUUCAGGAAAGAGGAAGCGAAUUCAGGCUUGACGGGGGGCUGUGCAGCCGUGAUUUUAAAGCCCCCCGGCUCCAAAGCUGCCUCCGCCCCUUGGCCAGUGUGAAUAGGGUUAGACAGGGAAGGAGGCUCCCCUGGCACUGAUGUCCAGUCUGAUCGGUGACAUGCUCUUCCCUGGGAGAACAGAUAGCACACACAAGAGGUGGACUCAGACCAAGUGGUCCAUCCAACAGCGAUACAUCUGAAAAGGUCAUUUUCUGUGACUCUGGGACUGAGAGGGGAAGACUCUGUGUACAGUUAGUUAUUUAACCAAUAAUUAGUGACAGAGUGUGGCUCUUUGGCUUACUGGCUGCUAUCUGUGAUCAGGCUUACGAAAGGUCACUGGGUUUCAGCAGUUGUUUGUAAAAGCUGCCUUUAUACACCUGUAUGUGGUUUGUGUUUGACUUUGGUUUCCUGAGAGCCAAAACUGAAAAUGCCAUAUAUUACACUGAGGGCCACUCAGGUUGGGUCACACGCAUGCUGAUAGAUGGUGUUUUUUUGUUAAUAAAUGCAAGAACUCAUGGUCCAGCAGUCUGGAAUGUUGAGACUAAAUGAGUAAAUUCUGAGUGCACCUUGGGGGUCACUGCUGGUAGUUGCUGGGUUAAUAAUUGGUUAAAAAGAAAGAUAUACAACUUCUUUUUUCAUAGUUGGCUAACAGACAGCCAUGUAUGUAUUUUUGUAAAGGUAUAGGAACCAGUGUGUUAUGUCAUGCCCAGGUCAUGGCAUUGUGGUUAAUUUGAAAGAAGCUGUCUGGAUAGAUGUUGGUGCGUUUUAAUUGGUACACAGCUGAGGCUGCUAUCCAGAGACUUUUGAUCUCGAGCUUGCCUGUCGGUUACCUACAAAGCAGGAUAAUUUGCAUGAGUUGCUGAGUCCCGCAUCCCCCGGAGGGCAGUCACCUCCCCUUUCAAGCUGGUCAUGUGUUCUGUCGCCAUUCAUCCUCAUCCAAACAUGCCCAUUCCUCCGAGUCUAAUGGUGAAUUCCAUUUUCAGCCCAAAUAUUUUGGUCCGGUGACUUUCUGUUAUUCCACAUGGCAUACAGGAAGUGUCAUAAUUGGGUGCAUUUAGGAAGAAUGCACCACGCAACCCAGUGGUUAAUGCAAUCAGGUUGUUGAGCAACAGUUUAGUUUUCAACAUUUACAUGCCUGCGAACCAACUGCUCUCAUUCCUGGGGUAAAUUCUGACAAUGUACACUAACUGAUUGGUUAACCGUCUAGAGGAGCCUCCUCAGUGACUGGUGUCCAUGACUGACAACUGCUGCAGAGCACAACAUCUAUGUGAUCUGAGCAAGUACAUCCAGAAGACGAUCUGUUGAAGUAAAAUGUCCAGGAAGUCACAAAGGGAUAGAACUGUACCUCAACAAACAAAAUUCCUCUGGCUUUGGCUUUUUGCCAAAUAUUUUUCCCAAGUUGGAUAUAUAUGAUGUAUUUAGCAUCAUAUGUCUCUGAAGUGUUGGCUUCCAAUAUAAAUAGACACUGUAUGCAUUCAUGAUCCUUUCUGCCUGUCUGUGAGAUUUUCAUUACAAGAUUCCCCUUUGCUGUUAAAGAGUCGUUUUUAGAUGAUGGUGAAUUUCCACAGAGUAGAAAAAGAAACAUUGUCAAAAUUACAUUUACACUGAAUAUGAGGAAGAACAUUUGAAAGAUAUUCUUUUAUGGUAUGAGCAGCGUCAGUUCACCGUAGAGAGUGUCAGUUAGGCUCUCACAUGUGGACGGGUUUCUAAACAGUACUUGCCUCUUCUUUCCCUGACUCAAUACAGUCUGGAAUGAAAUGGUCUUCAGAUCAGCUGCCUUUCAUAUCAUAAGUGAAGAAUAUAUCCUGUGUGCAGGAGCCCCGGAGUUUGCUCUCACUGUCAUAGACACCUUCUACCUGUUCACAAAAGCAAAUGCACCUCGGCGAAUUUCACACAGUGUCAGAUACAACAACGGGAAGAGCUUUCGAAUUCCGGCUUGCAAACUGUGCUACUCCCCUGAUGUGUGCCGAGGCAGCCAGACCAGCACACUUCCCUCUUCCAUAGGGUUUCUAGCUCAGACCCAGUUUGGUUAGUUCUGCUUUGUGCAGUGAAGUAUCUUAGCAAACAUGGCUCCAUGGCUAAUAGUGGAGCGAACUUUAGUUCUUCUUUUUUGUACACGUGUUCCUCUCUGUGAACAACACUGCAGUGGCAGCUGGCUGAUGCAAUUGAACAAUUUAGUGAGCAUGGAAGUGCCUUAUGGGACAGACUGUUUCAGGGUUGGCUUCAGUGGAUGGCCCCAGAAGAAGAGGCCAGAUGGAAGCUGGGUCACAUGACCACCUGCAAGAAGGCUUGUUGAGCCUGGGGCUAACAAAUGGGGAAAGCAGGCGCUGUGUGGAAGAGGAGGCAGGCGGGCUAGGUGCUGGAGCAGCUGGAGAGGGGCAGAAGAGGGCAGCGUGUGAGCUACUGGGGCAAAUCUGGGGCCCUGGGCAAAACAAGACUGAUCAUUUCCAGCAGGAGCAGCUGCAGAUGCCUUGCUGGGGCGACGGGGAGGUGCGUGGGGCUGCAGAAGAAAGAGAUAUGGAGAAUGCCAGGAGCCUGGUGGCCCUUGCAGCCAGCAUGGGCACGUCAUCGCCCUGCAGCCACCCCGAGCAGCAGGUCCAUACAGCUCAGCUGUAUGAGAAGUUCAAGCAGGAGAUGGGAGGCCAGGCAGUGGAGACCCAGCCGUCUGGGAUGGGUCCCCCCGAGGACUUGAGCACUCUGCAAACAGCACUGAGUCAGGCACGCCACGGCAACAAGCCGCCAAACUGCAACUGCGAAGGACCUGACUGUCCGGACUACAUGGAGUGGCUGGAGAAGAAGAUCCAGAUGGUGGUGGAUGACCAGGACAAAAAGCAGUAUGGGGCAUCCGGUGUGCUCCACCAGAGCCAGCAGGAGCAAGCGGCCCACCUCGCCCUUCAGCUAAACAGAGCCACGCCCCCUGCCACCUCCUCUACCCCUUCCCACACCUCUCUCAACUCCCACAUGCCCUGCUCCCUGGCUCCCAUCCCCUGCUCACCCAGUGUUCUUUCCAUUGCCAAGGAAAAAAACAUCAGCCUGCAGACAGCCAUUGCCAUCGAGGCCCUGACCCAGCUGUCGGCCACCGUUCCUCAGCCCGUGGUGCCCCCUGCGGAUGCUUCAUCCACAAAUCACCAUCAAGUUCCACAUCACCUUCCACCCCACUCACAGCACAAUACCCACCUGGUCCUGUCCUCCUCAUCACCCAGGCCACAAUCCGGCCCGCCUGGAAUACACCCGCAGCUGGACUCAUUCUCCUGGGAGCACAGGAGGCAGGUUCAGACAGAGGACCCCAAAACCAACAUGCUCGUGACCUCAAUGCCAGGCGCAGCGCUCCACUCCUCCCCUCACCCACAUGCUGUGUCGCCCUUCCCUGGACCCACCUCCACGCCAGGUGGCCCCCUUCCACCACAGUGGCAGACGGGCCCCAGGAAGCCCCAUAUGACACUGAUUGCCGAGUCCCAGCCUCGCUUCACACCUCCCCCCCACAACGGUGGAGAUCCCAUGUCGGAGUUGAAGCAGCUGCUGGGAGACACCAGUGGCAAGUACGCAAACCCCGCAUUCAGGUCCUCUGCCCCCCAGCACCUCUCACAUCAUGGCCCCCCAGGUCUCGGGGGGCUCCAGAUCAAGCAAGAGAUGGACUCUGGAGAGUACCCAGGCUCUAACUGUGCUGCAAUGGAGAGGUACGGGGCUGUGGCAAAUGGCCGGCCACUGUCCCCUGGGAGCGCGGCUGUGCGCCACUUGACUCAGGCAUCCCUGCAGCAGUACCUGCACCACAAGCGGAACCUUUUCUCCAGCACCUCUGCCGCUGCCCACCACCCACCCUUCCCAGGCUUCCAGGACCUGCGCAAGUGGUGGCCAAAUGAGGGCUCCGCACCCAUCAAGCAGGAGCCCAAGGAGCCUAGGAAGAAGAAGAGCUACUCGUCUCCGUCCCUCAAGCAGCCGCUGGCGGCCGGCCUCCUGCCUCAGCUGGGUCCGACUGUACCCAAACCGAAGCAGAUAGUAAUCAAGAAGCCCAAACAGAAGGCCUCGCAGCCUACCUUCUUGCCACAGGCCCAGAUCUCCUUUCAGAAACCACCACCGAGCCGUCAGGAGAAUAUUCUCCCCCUUCCGGCCAUGGCCAACCUUAUCCCAGCAUUGUUAGCCACAGAACCGGGGCCCCUUCCAGCUCAGACCCCAGCCCACCCUCAGGAAUCUGUUCUGAACAGCGCCCUGGCUGAACCAGCUCACCAGGGUGAUGCUGAAAGCGGUCCUACCCUGCUAGCCUCCUCCGCAGCCUCACUGCCGCAGGGUGACCAGGCUGUCUCAGGGCCGCCAGUGUCAAGAGACAGCAGUCUGAUCCCUGGCACCACAAGCCUGCCCUCCACACCCCAACCAGCCCCCCCACUCAGUCAGCUUGGUGCCCUAAACCCAAAAUUGGAGGAGCUGAUACGCCAGUUUGAGGCCGAGUUUGGAGACGCCCCUUUGCCCGGAACCCAGAGCCAGACCCCAGAACUGAACCCAGCUCAGCCAAAUUCUAACUCAGGACAAGCCGUCCCCCCUGUACCCCCGUCUGAUCUCCCAGAACAGCCCACAAUCCCUGUUGUUGGUCCCCUGGCUGCCACAGGUGUACCCCUACCAGAAGGUGAGGCGAUGGACAUAGGGGGCAUAGAGGAAAAUGGGAACGCAGCCCAAGCAGAACCCCCCCAGACAUCAGCAGGUGAUGGGAUAGAUCAGCAAUGCAAUGGGGAUGCCUCACAGUGUCCCUCAUCCCAGGCACCGGCCUCAGCCCCUGACCCCCUUCUGCAACUGCAGCAGCAGCAACAUCGAGUCCUGGAAGAUCCCUUCACCGUUCCCUUCUCACCGCUGCCAAAGCGCAUGAAGAUCGAGUCGUCAGGGGACAUCACAGUGCUGUCCACCACCGCCUGCUUCUCCACCGCAUCAGAUGACACCGAAACACCCACAAAGCUCGUCCCCCCUUCUUCUCCCUCACUGCGUGGCUUCCUGGAGUCUCCCCUGCGCUACUUAGACACACCCACUAAGAGCCUGCUGGACACCCCCGCUAAGAAUGCUCAGGCCGAAUUCCCUCUCUGCGAUUGUGUAGAGCAGCUCCAUGAGAAGGAUGAUGGCCCAUAUUACAACCACUUGGGCGCGGGGCCCACAGUGGCCUCCAUUAGAGAACUCAUGGAAAACAGGUUUGGACAGAAGGGUGAGGCCAUACGCAUUGAGAAGGUGGUCUACACAGGGAAGGAGGGAAAGAGUUCUCAGGGAUGCCCCAUUGCUAAGUGGGUGAUCCGGCGCAGCAGUGAGGCUGAGAAGGUCCUGUGCCUGGUGAAGCAGCGUGUGGGACACCACUGUGAGAACGCCGUCAUCAUCGUGGUCAUCCUGAUCUGGGAUGGCGUGCCGCGCGCCCUUGGGGACCACCUGUACCGGGAGGUCACCGAAACGCUCACCAAGUUCGGCAACCCUACGAGCCGCCGUUGUGGCCUCAAUGAAGACCGCACCUGCGCAUGCCAGGGGAAGGACCUCGACACCUGUGGUGCCUCCUUCUCCUUCGGGUGCUCCUGGAGCAUGUAUUUCAAUGGGUGCAAGUAUGCCCGAAGCAAGACGCCACGCAAGUUCAGGCUUCAAGGAGACCACCCCAAAGAGGAGGAAAAUCUCAGGGAUAACUUCCAGGAACUAGCUACCAAGGUGGCUCCCCUGUACAAGCAGAUGGCCCCAAAAGCAUACAGCAACCAAUGUGCGAUGGAGAAAACCGCUCCGGACUGCCGGCUUGGCCUCAAGGAGGGGCGUCCAUUCUCUGGGGUCACGGCCUGCAUGGACUUCUGUGCCCAUGCACACAAGGACCAGCACAACCUGUACAACGGCUGCACUGUGGUCUGCACGCUGACCAAGGAGGACAACCGAGUGGUUGGUCAGAUCCCAGACGACGAGCAGCUGCAUGUGCUCCCUCUCUACAAAGUGUCCCCCACCGACGAGUUCGGCAGCGAGGAAAAUCAGCGGAAAAAGAUGCAGAAUGGUGCCAUCCAGGUGCUCAACAACUUCCGGCGUGAGGUGCGCAAGCUUCCCGAGCCUGCAAAGUCCUGUCGGCAGCGCCGGCUGGAGGCCAAGAAGGCUGCCUCUGAGAAGAAGAAAGGGCAGAAGCAGCUGGGAGAGACACCAGAGAAGACCAUCAAGAUGGAGAUGCACCACUCUGGGCCUGCCAGACCACAGCAAGCAAACAAAGCAAUCCCCAAACAGGAGGUGAAACCCACCAUUAAGACAGAAGCAAUGGGCCAGUUCAACGGAGUCUUAGAGGGCUACCCUUCCCUAGGAAACCGCCAGCCAGCUAAAGCGUACAGCAUAAACAAUGUCUACCCCCAUCCUGGUUACUAUGCAAGUGGCCAUGCUUCCAAUGGGCCUCGUCCUCCUCCCCCUUCCCCUGGUGCCGUCAACGGCUUUCACUCCAACCCCGCGCUGCACUAUGGUUACUACGGCUACACCUCCAACACUCUCUUCCCCCACCAGCUGCUUGCCUACGAGGGUCGCAAUGGAGCUUGGCCUAAGGCAGCCGCGGUAGCUGCCUCGUUUGACAAGAAGCCGGAUGUACAGAGCCUCCAGGCCAGCCUGGGCCACUCCUACCCCGACCACCCGGAGGAGCAGCCAAGCGACGCGGCCCGGUGUGGCUACCCGGCAGAGUUUGCCAAGUCUUUGGCCCUGCCUGCCAGGCCCCAGUCGGCACCAUCAGAAAUCCGCAACAGAUCGACGCCCAUCAUCAAGCAGGAGCCUGCUGACAUACCCUUGUACCCAGACUGCGCGGCAAAGGGACCAUCCCGAAGCUGCAGUGUCAACUUUACUUCCACCCCGCAGUCCGACGCCUGGCCAGGGCACAAACCCAAUGGCAGCCUGACCCCAGGGGCAUCUCUGGAGACCUUUGCCACCUCUGAGAAACAGCAGGUCCACCAGCACCCAGCCACCCACCAUCAGCAGCCUCAGCAGCACCAACAGCAAUGGGCCCCCUUUCACAGCGCUGCCACUCCCCUGGCCUCGCCGGCCCCCUCCUUGUCACCCUCAAUCAGGGCAACUCCAUCACCGGCUCCCUCAUCCCACCACUGGGACGGUCAGCAGGUCAGGUCCUGGAGCGCAGGCUUGACAGGGUACGGCUUGGGCCCAAAGCAGAGCGGCACUACAGGAGCCUUCCCUGAGAAGCUUUGGAGCAAGGUGGGUGAAAGCCGGAGCUCCACACCCCUGGGGCUUCAGGAGAAGGCCUGGAAGUCCUGUGGGGGCUCGGCUGCUGGGAGCACGCCGUCGCCAGCACCCGAAGGCCGGCUCUUCCCUGAUGCCUUCCAGCAAGCGGACACACAGGCUUUCUGCGAGCCCGCUGGACCUGAGUGCUUGGCCAAGAGCCAGAGCGUGCGUGAGCAGGAGGAGGAAGAGGUGUGGUCAGACAGUGAGCACAACUUCCUGGACCCGAACAUCGGUGGUGUGGCUGUGGCACCAGCCCACGGCUCCAUCCUGAUUGAGUGUGCCCGGCGGGAGCUGCAUGCCACCACGCCCCUGAAGAAGCCCGACCGCAGCCACCCAACCCGCAUCUCGCUCGUCUUCUACCAGCACAAGAACCUGAACCAGCCCUGCCAUGGCUUGGCACUGUGGGAGGCCAAGAUGAAGCUGCUUGCGGAGAGGGCGCUGCAGCGCCAGCAGGAGGCAGCAUUGCUUGGCCUCUCGCAGAACGACAUCAAGGCCUACGGCAAGAAGCGCAAGUGGGGCGCAGCAGGGGCUGGGGCCAGCCCCGGGCCGAUGCAGGGCAAGGACAGACGAGAAGGGGUGAGCAUACGCCAGGCGUCAACGCAGCACACCGCCUCCGUUGUGACAGUGUCACCAUACGCCUUCACGCAGCUCACCGGGCCCUACAGCCACUGGGCGUGAGGAGGGGGGGGGGCAGGCAAAGGGAGAGUCGGUCCCCCAGCCCCAGCUUGUGGCCCCCACUCUCUACACCAGGGGAUUACUCCUUCAUCCUUGAAAUAUUUUCCCUUAUUUUUUGGUUUUUACCUCAAAUUUGGCAGCGGAUCAGGACUCUGCCUGACGGACCUCCUGCCUGCGGUGCUCUUCCCUCUCUCCGGCGUGAGAGAUGGGUGACAAGUUUCUGAUCCUUAAUACAAUAAUGAUCCUAAUUAUUAUUAUGGCUAAUAUUAUCAAUAUUAUUAUGAUUGUUAUUGUUACUGUCAAUGUUGUUAUUACUGGUAUUAUUAUUAUUACUAUUAUGAGGAUAAUGAUUUGUUUAAUAUUAAUAUUAUUCUUUUCUUUACUGUUUAUCCAUAUGAUAUUCUGUGGGAAUGCUGGGAUCCCUCGUUGCUCAUUUUCUUCCUCAUUAAUCUGGAAACAAGCAAGAUGCAGAUCUUUAUUUUUGUUCCCCCCCCCCCCCCCAUACUGUUUUCGGUUUUUGGUUGGAAUUCUCGCACGAAGACAAGGCCGCGGACGGCGGCGCCAACAUCUUUAAGCUUUAACGGUGACAGAGAACGCUGUCAGACGUGCAACAAAACGAUUGGAGGAACCAUCCUAGAGCCGCAUGAUGCCUGCAACCCAGAAGAACAUGUUUUGGAAGUUCACCGCCCCAGUCCGUCAGAAAUGCUCUUCAAAGACUGGAAAACACACGGGGAAUCCCUUCUGCGUUGUCCUUUGAGCGGGAAUUCCGCAAGGACAUGGAGGACAUACCCUCCUGGGAUAGGAUGGAGGCAGAAACAGCUUCUCUCCUGCGUCUCUCACAGCUGGUGCUUCUUCCUGGUCUAUGCCAACAAAUCGGACGUCUUGGUUUGCCCCGAACGUCUCCUAUCUAACUCCAGCAUAUGCCGUUAGCCCCGAGUAGGCAGGCCGGGCUCGAGUUGACAUCCUUCCCAUCAUCCUUUAGGGGAUGUGUCUUGUUUGCACGCUUGGAAGCUCAGCCUGACCCCCCCAUUCUCACUAAGUCCUCAUGGAGGACAGAGGUGCCCCCUGUGCAAUGGUGCUGACAUGGUUCUAUGUGUGUCCUCACCCCCCCCCCCCAUGUAGACACACCCGCCGACCGGCCCGUGUGCCUUAGCUGGCCAGAGCGGCUUGCGCUGCGGUGCUGGGUCGGUCCUCACGGGUACUGUAAUGCCUUCAGCACACGUACAAACAAUGGUGCUUGUUUAACACACUGAAACAGCCUUGGCCUUUUUCACCUACUGUGGCGGACGUAGCAUGACGUACGCGUGUUUAGUACUGCGUUUCCCAUGUGGAGGUUUACAUGUACACAGCUCCUCCUGGUAAUGCUGCGCUUCUGGGACCCACCAGCCACCCACAAGACCCUAAAGGUCAUUUUAUUGUUUCUCCUUUUCCCACAAAGCAAGUACGCAGUCAGAACAGGCAAUCACAAAGCCAGCUGUUAGCCUUCUCAAGGACCCUGGGAAUGUAAGGAUGCCUUUUCAACUGCAGGCUGGGGCCAUGGAAACGCAGCAUUAUUGAUGGGGAAGAAACUGUAGGGUGAAAAGCAUCCGUAUCUCUAGUGCGUUUGGAAUGUGCGGGUUUCUCUGGCUCCGUGUCGGUGGUGGGUUCCUGAGGGUGCAGGCUCUUGUGAAAGGCAUGUGCCUGCUUCGCAUGUCCGGUCAAGGCGUACUACUACAAUGUUGCCGUCUUUAGAAAGAAGCUCUGAAACGACACGUAGGGGCGUGGGCCAGUGAUGAGCGUUUGGGAGGGGCUGCUCUCGAGAUCUUCAUCGAUGCGCCUUCUGCUGGCCCAGCCAAACAAUAUACAGCUUUAGGCCGCUGAAAAAGGGGUGGUUGGUGGGGCCGAGGUUGGAGGGGCCGGGCGGUGCAGACGAGGAGUCGACUUUUCCAUGGUGCGGCCUCGCUGCAGGCCAUGCCUUUCCUAUGGAAGGCCAGAAACUCCUUGGUGCUCAAAGUGAAUGGAUCCUGGUGCUUUUAAGAGGUCAAUCUCUCUAUACCUCAUGUUGUAAAGACACUGGUCACAGUCACGACAUGCUACCAGCACACGGCUGCUGUGGAGGCCUCCCAAGGCAUCCUUCAUGGCUCUUGUGUGGCUGUUGCCCACACAGUGCGUCACAAUCCACAUCCUCCUUCUUAUUUAUUACAUGCUAAUGAUGCUUAUUAUUAUUGUUAUUGUGAUUGUUGCUCUUUUUCGGUUUUACUGUUUAGUUUUACCUGAUACAAAUUGUAAAUACAGAAGAAAAGAGUUUAUAAAAGCACUUUUAAUCUUGAUUUUAAAGAAAAGCGAAAGAACAGAUUAUUGACAACUUGAAAACUAGUUUUUUGUUUUAAUUGAAUUUUAUGGGGAGAAAUAAGCAAAUGUAAAUACUUAAGUAUAGGUAAGAUUAUUUAACUUUAGAGGGAUAACAACCUAAUCGUGAGUGAACAUGGGGUUCUCCAGUUGUCAGUUUGUUGAGUCCAUAACAGCCGAAGGGAGCAGCUGAUUAGAAUGUGACGUGUCUGUUAUGUGUGUCAGGAACCCUGCUGUACGAAGUACUGUAGUACGUCAGUACCUCUGGAACAGAAAGCAGCCCCAUUCCGGAAGAAAAAAGAUCAUGGGUUGAAGAGUACGCAGAUGCCACAUGGCUAAUGACCAGAAGGUCGCAUGAAGGACAGGAGAGCAGACAGCCUCCUGUCAUUCAAACUGGCGAUAGAUUCUGUUGUCACUUUUAACACGUGUGGCCGUUUAUAAUGUCAGCAAUAGAGGAAGAUGUUUCCGUGAUGUGAAAAACGUUACACGCAGUCGUCAGGUCUACUUGCUAACGAUGGUCUCUUGCGUUAACAGAGUCCCAGACAGUUAUAGCUUAUGGGAUAGCGACGAGACCACGUACAUUUGUUCCAGCUUGCCUCGAUUUUCCUGUUCAACUCUUCUUUUCUCUUGAGAGAUGUAACUCACGCAAAGUUAAAGGCCAUUUUUUUUCUUACUAAAGGAGCUUCGGAUUUGUCAUUUUUUAUUCCAUCUCGUUCUUGGAAAUAGUAAUAACAGGUGCUGGUUUAUUUAUUGACUUUUUUAAAGAUGUAAAUUUGUAUACAGACUUAAUUGUUCAGGAUGGAAAAUCGGCAGUAGUUUGCUCCUAACGGGUGCCCCACUGAUGGGCGGCUGCUGUGAUGCAGUCGCUGAAUUCACUGUGGAAUCGUGGGUAGGGGGUUAGGACAACUACUGGACAGCUUGGGUAUCUGGGCCUUUUGAAGUUGUGACAGGGUGUUUCUAGGAGGAAAGCCACCGUACGGGGAAUGAGAAAUUCACAUGGUGCUGAUUAGUAAAACACCUAUUUUUACAUUUUUGUGAAUAAUGUUUGCAACGGAUAACAUGAUUAGAAUCACUCAGUGAUUUGAUAGCAGUGAGGCAAAAACAUGGAAAAAAAAAAAAAAAAAAACAAGAAAAGCACUUGCAGUGUCAUUGUUUAAUCUUCCCUCACCCUCAAAACACAUGAUACAUGGUCAGGGAAUGUGUUGGAAGUACUUUUAUACAGGUAGUUUGACUCAUGAUAUGGAAGUGAAAAGACUGUUAACUUCCUCUGCACACCACACAUAUCUGGUGCUGAAAGUCCAUCCCCUGUGAGAACAUCUGUUAACGUGUGAGAUGGUCAGAACACUGCAAAGUGCAACCUUUCAUGUGUUUCUCACUCCCUCCCAUUCCCUUUCUCUCUCUCUCUCUCUCUCUCUCUCUCUCUCACACACACACACACACACACACACACACACACAAACAAACACAAAAUGCCCCUCUUCAGCACUGGUCACUGCCUAACCCGAAGCAAUUUGUCUGAUUUGGCCCGUUUUCAAGAGCCUGGGAGCAGAGAAACGCUAGUUUCCGUCUCUAAUAGGCAAAAAUAAACACAUGAACACAAGGCAAAAGAAAUACUCAUUUUUAAGAACUGGCAGCUACAUUCCUUUUAUGAGUUUAAGAUUGUCCUCAGUUUUAUUUUUUUUAUGUCAAGUAUGCAGUAUGUAAAAAAAAGUGUUUUUCAGUCUCUUUCUCUGUAGCUGUAUCGUGUAUUAUGUGAAUACAUAGCGUAUGUGGUACAAUCCACAGUACUGUUUUAUGUUCUGAGAUAAUAAAGGAAUAAAAAAAUGAAGAAACAAAAAUAAAGAGUUGUGUAAAAAAACAUGUUAACGUUUUUAUUAUUAUUAUUAUGGUCAUUUAGAGAUAAUAUGCUAUACUCUGUUUGUGAAUGAAGUUGGCAGUGUGCUUACCAUGAGAUGCUUACUGGAAGGUCUUAGAGCAGCUCUGUACAGAGGGCGGAUUGUCACCAAGCCACAUACAAAGGGCGCUGGGAGUGAGGGUUUAUAGGGUUUAUAGGGACGCUGCCCUGUGGACCCUGUGCUGCCUGGUUUGUUAGUAUUUGUGGUCCCUGGCCAGAGGAAUGGGCCCUAAUAUGGUCGUGGGAAGAAUAUGAGUAUUUGACAUACACUACAUUUGGCAGUUUCCUAAAAUUUUAAGAAUGGUUCUUGUGAUUUUGCUGGUGGAUUGAUGUAAGACUAAAAUGCAUGUUUGGGUAAAGGGGAACCCCCAUUUCUUUGUCCUUGACUAAAAUGUAACGGUGGACAGCACUGGCCAGAACGCUCUCACGGUGCGAGACGUCUUCUGUACAUACCUGUCAUGGCAGCCGCCGGGACACGUCUUCAGCCUGCUAGUCCAGGGCCGGCUCUGACCACACCAACCAGCCUGUGCCUGAAAUGUUGCGCAUGGUGACGUUGCGAUCCCCCUCUAGCUCAAUCUCAGUCAAACCUCAUUGUGAAGCCACAGAAUUCAGGGAAACAGUCACUGUCUAAGUGUCCUGGCUGGCAACUGACUGCCACAACAGCUGAAGUUUGCUUCAGACGUCUUUAAAUUGAAUAAUGAUGGAUUUGCAAUGUGUACAAUAACAUGGAAAAUAUCUAUAUAUGGGAUGAUUGAUAAUACUGCAACUGUAUUAUCAUUUAUUAUCGUUAUUAUUAUUAUUCAAACUGUUUUUAAAAAUACAAUACAAAAUCUAAUUAUUUCAAAUACAUGUGACAUAAUGUAGUCCACAGAUUAGUUCAUUGUUUCAAACGCAGACUGAGUAAGUGAACCGUUUCUCGGGUGUUAUUAAUCUUUGGAGUUUGUGUUACUUUAAACUGGUGGGUGGGUUGGGUGAUGCUGGGUUUGAUUGUUUAAAUGUAGCUCCUUUGUAAUAUGAUCUAUAUGUACUAUUCAACUGUAGAUAUUAGAACAGUCGAAAUUAAGGGUAAUGAACUUCAAUGCAUUAGUAUAUUAUAAUUAUGUCAAUUUCUGGUGUUAAGAUUUUAAGGUUGGCCUCAUGGCUUUAAUACUGACCAUGACUACAGUUCCAUUUUUAAUAAUAAUAAAUUGUGGAGAUUGUCGGAGAAAAUGAGGCAAUGUGAUUUUAUUUUUAAAUGAUUAUUCUACAUUAUUUCUGUUUUAAUGAUAAAGAUGAGUGAAUUUUUUUCUUAUUUAUUUUCUUGUCAGUUUUAUGAGGUUACACAUCCAUCUGGAUUAUGAGCUGUUCGAAUAUAUUUGAAAUAUUGUGGGUGUCUUAAUAAAUUUUAUAUUUAUUUUUUGCACUCAGAA